AUGUGGUUUGGAGCAAGGGGAGAUUUUACUGAAAAUAAUAAAAAGUUGAAAAAAUUGAGAAAAUUGAUUCUAAAAUAUCUGUUUGACACUAAAAAUUUUGAUAGAAACAGACUGCUGCAAAUUAAUAAUCUUAGUUUGAGUUGCUCUCACAAAUGUAUUGCUAAUGUAGAAUCCUUUUUUACAGCUGGAGAUACUUUAUAUCUUGUUUUUCAAUACUGUGAGGGUGGGAGUCUCAAAGAUUUGAUUGGCAGAGUUGUGCUGUACGAGGAUAUCUUACAUGAAUCAGAGAUAAUAGAUUGGUUUUGCCAAAUUGCUCUUGCAAUUAAUCAUUUAGACAAAAAACAUGUAUUCGAUAAAAAUGUAACAAUGGUUGACGGUUCAGAUUACACAAGCAGCACUUGCGGUGAUUCUGAUGACGAAGGUGAAGAAAAUGUAAAUAACUACAGAGAAAUUUAUCAAAGUCCAGAACUAUUGUGUGGAGGGGAGGAUCAUAUGCAAUGCAACUUUGACACGUCAUCUUCAUGGGCCUUAGGGUGCAUAUUAUAUGAAUUAUGUUCCUUGAAGAAAUUAUUUAAGAACAAACAAGAGAUUAUAUACUUUAAAGAUCAUGCUGAUGCCUUUAAUCAGCACAUCACAAUGUGUUCCACGUCUGUUACACCAAAUCUUCACUGCCUUUUUAAAAAAAUGAUGUUAUAUGACCCUAAAGACAGGCUGACAACAUCGGAAUUGCUGAAUAAUAACUUUAUAACGGAGUAUAUUCAGCAAAUGCCUGACAGUUCAAAACUGGAUGAUGAUCUUGAAUGUAGGAGUCCUCACUCAGAAAUAGGCACUGAACAAGAUAAUGAUAGAACACGUCAUGACGACUACAAUUGUGAUAAUUAUUACAUUGACGGUGUAAAUGAGGAUCAACUGACGGCAGAUGAUAUUUUGAAAAUUAUUAAUUCAAUUUGA
Helobdella robusta is the source of this 951-nucleotide messenger RNA. RefSeq lists its product as hypothetical. Gene Ontology annotation, biological process: protein phosphorylation. Bases 1 to 951 code for a protein of 316 amino acids. The record is from RefSeq and is a predicted model, not a curated record. Gene Ontology annotation, molecular function: protein kinase activity; ATP binding. The transcript is spliced from 8 exons. NCBI's taxonomy places the organism in Eukaryota, Metazoa, Annelida, Clitellata, Rhynchobdellida, Glossiphoniidae.